This is a messenger RNA of Colletotrichum navitas, 429 nucleotides long. RefSeq lists its product as uncharacterized. NCBI's taxonomy places the organism in Eukaryota, Fungi, Ascomycota, Sordariomycetes, Glomerellales, Glomerellaceae. The record is from RefSeq and is a predicted model, not a curated record. The coding region runs from base 1 to 429 and encodes 142 amino acids. The transcript is spliced from 2 exons.
AUGCGUACUGCUACUGGAAGCGCCAGGCGAUGGCGAACGGCUUUUGCAUACGACUUCAAUGCCGGCCGUGCCGACGAUCGCAGAUCCACGAUCUGCAAUGGCACGUGGUCCAGCAACAAUAACAGGUGUCCCGAGCGAGCUGGUACGGGCAAUAUCGCUCAGCACCUACCCAGAUAUAGCGGUGGUGUCUGGCCGGAAGUCAACGUCUUGCCUCCAACACCCGGCCUUCAAAUAUUCACCAUCCAGGGCUAUACGGACGCCAACGGACAGCACUAUAAUUCGAACCUGGCAUAUACCUGCGACGAGUGGCCGGCGGUACCAUGGGUCGAGGGCGGUUCCGGCCUGCCUAGAUAUGGUGGCACACAAGCCUACACCCGCUGUGCUCCCCAGAAGACUUGCGAUGGUUUGAAGUCGGAACAAGACUGGUAA